Messenger RNA from Salmo salar (Atlantic salmon), 3142 nucleotides. Its product is annotated as proliferation-associated protein 2G4. The record is from RefSeq and is a predicted model, not a curated record. NCBI's taxonomy places the organism in Eukaryota, Metazoa, Chordata, Actinopteri, Salmoniformes, Salmonidae.
UGUAGCGAUAAAAAAAAAUGUUAUUCAAUUCGGUGCUCAGCGUGCACGCAUGGCGUGGGACGUUGUCCGCCAGUAGGAGGGGUCUCAGGCGUUUUGGGCCUGGGCUACAAACCGCGGAGGAGAGAGCAGACCAGGCAGCGUGGUCCAGACUGUAGCUGAAACCCGCGAAAAAAAAAAAGUUACUUUGAGUGAGAAAGAGCUACCGAAAAUAUGUCUGGAGACGACGAUCCACAAGAGCAGACAAUCGCCGAUGAUUUGGUCGUCACCAAGUACAAAAUGGGUGCCGAGAUUGCCAACCAGGCCCUGAAGGCUGUGGUGGAGGCAGCCAAGGCUGGUGAGACAGUAGUCAGCCUCUGUGCGAAGGGAGAUGCCUUCAUCAUGGCUGAAACUGGAAAGGUCUUCAGGAAGGAGAAGGACCUGAAAAAAGGUAUUGCUUUCCCAACCAGCGUGUCUGUCAACAACUGCGUGUGCCACUUCUCUCCGCUGAAGAGUGACCCUGAGAUCGUACUGAAGGACGGCGACCUCGUCAAAAUUGACCUGGGGGUGCACGUGGACGGCUUCAUCUCAAACCUGGCUCACAGCUUUGUGGUGGGAGUGACCAAGGAUGCUCCGUUGACGGGGCGUAAGGCCGACGUGAUCAUAGCGGCACACCUGUGUGCAGAGGCCGCCCUCAGGCUGGUCAAACCUGGAAACCAGAACUCGCAGGUCACAGAGGCCUGGAACAAGAUCGCCAAGUCAUUCAAAUGCUCAGCCAUAGAGGGCAUGCUGUCCCAUCAGUUGAAGCAGCACGUUAUUGACGGAGAGAAAACCAUCAUUCAGAACCCCACGGACCAGCAGAGGAAGGACCACGAGAAGGCUGAGUUCGAGGUGCAUGAGGUGUACGCCGUGGAUGUGCUCAUCAGCACCGGAGAAGGCAAGGCGAAGGAUGCAGGCCAGAGGACCACCAUUUACAAGAGGGACCCAGACAAGCAGUACGGCCUGAAGAUGAAGACAUCCAGGAGUUUCUUCAGCGAGGUGGAGAGACGCUUCGACGCCAUGCCUUUCACUCUCAGGGCGUUUGAGGAUGAGGGUAAGGCUAGGCUAGGUGUGGUGGAGUGUGCCAAACAUGAACUGCUGCAGCCCUUCAACGUUCUGCAUGAGAAAGAAGGUGAGUUUGUGGCCCAGUUCAAGUUCACCGUGCUGCUGAUGGCCAACGGACCCCUACGUAUCACCACAGAGCUGUAUGAGCAGGAGCUGUACAAGUCUGAACACGAGGUAGAGGACGCCGAUCUCAAGGCCUUGCUCCAAAGCUCAGCAAGCCGCAAGACACAGAAGAAAAAGAAAAAGAAGGCUUCAAAGACCGUGGAAACUGAAACGGCACCAGGACACCCAGCGAAGGUCGAGGAGACCGAAGCUGCGAAAUAAAACCUUCCACACCCCCCAACCCUGUCUUCGUCUCCAAGAAUACUGACAGACAACUGACCAACCCAAAGAACAGACGUCAAUAAUCUCUCCAUCCUACCCUCCUGUCUCGACAUACCUGCCUUGUGGCGCGGCCUAGCCUUCUGUGAUGAAAACCUCCAAAUGUAAACUAUGUCAGACUGUACCGGGUGAUGGUGCUGCUCACGCCUAAAUUCAAAUUCCUGUCACAUCCCCACUCAACAUGUCACAUCCCUUUUUCAAUACCAAUGUCCUUGAGACAGCAGGGUUCUCCCCAGAAUAGUAAGCACGUUCGGUGCGAUGACGCUGAAUGAGAGGGAUGUUGAGUAGAACAAGGGCAUUUUCCGGAGUAGAUUCUGUGGGAGACACGUUUAUACCAUCCAGUCAUUGAGCCUUGAACUGUAAUUCUAUAAUGAUGUAUGAAGGCAAAGCACGACAGUGGAGGGUUUUGAGAUGACUGCACUGCAUUGUGCCAAUGAUAAUUGUGUAAAGGAAAACCUUGUUUGAGGUCAUAAGCAAGAAGUCAUGUCUCUGAAAUGGAUGUCGGUGUGUCCUAUUAGGGAAUUAAAUGGGUAAUAACUUAAACCCUCCAUAAGCCUACUUAACACUGUUAUAAACCGUCAUGACCGCAAAUGUUAACUGACCACAUUGUCACACAAACUGUUAUUUACAGUGGAUAAGCAAACUUCCUAGGGGCAUACCUAGCUAUCUUGCCCCCAGUAACAGUUAGUGACAUAACUGUCAAGUCCGUUGCCGUGGACAUGUAGUCAAUGGAUUUUUAGAACGGAGUCGGAUAAGGGGCUUGCUCUCACUGCACAUACAGACAUUUGACAUUCUUAUGCCCAGUAAUGGAGGGUUCAGGUGUUCCCAUUAAAUUAUUUGUUCUUUGUAGGACGCCAUAAUUAAUUUCAUACUUCACUGGUACUGCCACAGCGCUCAAUGAAUUCCACCUAUAUUAAUCAGUGUUUACAUCAGUUUCCAUAGCUGUUUAAUACUUGAUACUUUCUAUUGUAAAAUAAAUCCCAGUUUCAGAGGCUAUUUUUAGAAUAAUGUAGACUAGAACCAUCACAAAGCCGGCAUCAAAUAGCAGCCCCAUAAUAUUGAGUUUGGGAGGGGCAACUGACCAAAGGACUUACGAACUAACUGCUGCACCACUAGGUCUUGUUGGGCUUUUCAUUCUGAAUAGGUUAUUCAAGGGAGAACUCCAUCCUUGUGGAAAUGUUUCUUUACUAGGUUGAUGACUUUCUAAGUUUGUUCUCCUGAAAGAAAUGUAGCAUCUCUUGCAUUGUACAUGUGUGUGUGGAUGUAAUUCUUAAGUCCUUAUUUGGGAAAUAAUGGGGGAAGUUCUCGCAAUAAAGUUAGGCAUUUAGGAAGGCCUUUGAAAAUGUCAUGUCAGAAUUACAACCCAUCUCAGCGUCAAUAUGUUGCAUACUUGACUGAAAAGUAAAUGCCUCAUUAAUUCUGUGAAUAAGAUCCAUUGAUCAUCCCGCUAUAAUCAGAUAAGCCUUUUGAAAUAUGGCCAUUCCUUGAUAAACUAACUCGACAGUUGACAGUUAUGACUGCUGACCCCUGCACUGGAUGUGGAAACCAUACAUGCCUCGAUCAGUAACGCAAUAGAGGUAUUGACAACUGUUAAAAUAAUGUACAUGGUCGUUCUUUUUUGGGAUUUAGAAAGGGAGUUUUUUCUUCAUGGUUUGAAAUAAACUUUAAAACAAAAUCUGUG